ACUGGGAUUGCAAUGGGAGCUUUGCAGAUUGCUGGAUUUUCCAUCCUUUUCUUUCUCCUCCACACUGGAAACACGCUGGCAAAUAAAGCCAGUCAAGAUGUUGACGAGUGUGUGGAGGGCACCGACAACUGCCACAUCGAUGCCAUCUGCCAGAACACCCCCAAGUCCUACAAGUGCAUCUGCAAGUCCGGCUACACCGGGGAUGGGAAGCACUGCAAAGACGUUGAUGAGUGCGAGCGGGAGGACAACGCAGGCUGCGUGCACGAGUGCGUCAACAUCCCCGGCAACUACCGCUGCACCUGCUACGACGGCUUCCGCCUGGCACACGACGGCCACAACUGCUUAGACCUGGACGAGUGCUCAGAGGGCAACGGCGGCUGCCAGCAGACCUGUGUCAACAUGAUGGGCAGCUACGAGUGCUUCUGCCGGGAGGGCUUCUUCCUCAGUGACAACCAGCACACCUGCAUCCAGCGCCCUGAAGAAGGCAUGAACUGCAUGAACAAGAACCAUGGCUGUGCCCACAUCUGCCGAGAGACCCCCAAAGGGGGCAUCGCCUGCGAGUGCCGCCCCGGCUUCGAGCUCACCAAGAACCAGCGUGACUGCAAAUUGACCUGCAACUACGGGAACGGGGGCUGCCAGCACACCUGCGACGACACCGACCAGGGGCCCAAGUGCGGCUGCCACGUCAAAUUCCUGCUGCACUCGGACGGGGUGACGUGCAUAGGGGAGAGACACUUCCAGCAACACGUUAUCCUUGAGACGUUUUCUAAUGAGACGUGUGCUGUGAACAAUGGGGGCUGUGACAGCAAGUGCCACGACGCGGCCACCGGCGUCCACUGCAGCUGCCCCAUGGGCUUCAUGCUCCAGCCCGACAGGAAGACGUGCAAAGACAUUGACGAGUGCCGGCUCAACAACGGCGGCUGUGACCACAUCUGCAGGAACACGGUGGGCAGCUUCGAGUGCAGCUGCAAGAAGGGCUACAAGCUGCUCAUAAACGAGAGGAACUGCCAAGACAUCGACGAGUGCUCCUUUGACCGGACCUGCGACCACCUCUGCAUCAACACCCCCGGCAGCUUCCAGUGCCUCUGCCACAAGGGCUACACGCUCUACGGGCUCACCCACUGCGGAGACAUCGAUGAGUGCAGCAUCAACCGGGGUGGCUGCAAAUUCGGCUGCAUCAACACUCCUGGCAGCUACCAGUGUACCUGUCCUGCUGGCUGCAAGCUGCACUGGAACAAGAAGGACUGUGUGGCUGGUGCUUGUCCCUUGGAGCUGGUGAAGUGCCUGCCAGGUUCGGUGCCACCACGGGCCACCCUCACCUGCAACAAGAUGGGCAAGAAGGACAGCUGUGCCCUUUCCUGCACCUCCAAGGCCCGAUUUCUGCCAGAGUCCGACAGCAGCUACACCGUGAGCUGUGGGACCCCCGUCCUGCGGCAGGGUGGCCAGCACAGACCCACCAACAGCAGCCAGCAGUGCCUCGAGACUGUGGCUGCGCCGGUCAAGCAGAAAGCCUCCUUCAAGAUCAAGGAUGCCAAGUGCCACCUGCACCCCCGGACCAAGGGCAAGCAGGAGGAGGCUGGGAAGGCCGGGGCGCAAGGUGGCUCGGCACCGUGCUCUGACUGCCAGGUCACCUUCGUCAACCUCAAGUGCGACUCUUCCAAGAAGGGGAAGGGGCGCCGGGCUCGCAACUCCCCCAACAAAGAGGUGACACGCAUCACGCUGGAGUUCGAGGCGGAGAUCAAGCCUGAGGAGAUCACAGCCAGCUGCAACUUGCACUGCCUGCGACAGAGAGUGGAGAAAAAGCUGAAGUCGGCCAUCAAAGCCCUGAAGAAAUCCAUCAACCAGGAGCGGUUCCUGCUGCGCUUCUCAGGGAUGGAGUACGAGGUGGCCCGGAAGCUGAGCGUGGCCCCGGAGCGGCAGGAGAGCUGUGGGCCGGGCCAGCAGCGCCUGGCCAGCAAGUGUGUCAGCUGCUCGCAGGGAACCUAUUACCACGGGCAGACGGAGCAGUGCGUGCCCUGCCCCCCCGGCACCUACCAGGAGAAGGAGGGGCAGCUCUCCUGUGACCUGUGUCCCCGCGGCGACACCUUCGGGCCCAUAGGAGCCACCAACAUCACCGGCUGCACCGGUCAGUGUCCCCCUGGCCAGCACUCUGCUGAUGGCUUCAAGCCCUGCCAGCCGUGUCCCCGUGGGUCCUACCAGCCCGAGGUGGGACGGGCGCUCUGCUUCCCCUGCGGCGGGGGGCUGACCACCCGCCACGAGGGAGCCCUCUCCUUCCAGGACUGCGACACCAAAGUGCAGUGCUCCCCUGGGCACUACUACAACACGAGCGUCCACCGCUGCAUCCGCUGCGCCGUGGGCACCUACCAGCCCGAUUUCCGGCAGAAUUACUGCAUCUCCUGCCCUGGCAACACCACCACCGACUUCGACGGCUCCACCUCGGUGUCCCAGUGCAAAAACCGGCAGUGUGGAGGGGAGCUGGGUGAGUACACGGGCUACAUCGAGUCCCCCAACUACCCGGGGAAUUACCCCGCCAACAUCGAGUGCACCUGGAACAUCAACCCCCCGCCCAAGCGCAAGAUCCUCAUCGUGGUGCCGGAGAUCUUCCUCCCCUCCGAGGACGAGUGCGGCGACGUCUUGGUCAUGCGGAAAAACUCCUCCCCAUCCUCCAUCACCACCUAUGAGACCUGCCAGACCUACGAGAGGCCCAUCGCCUUCACCGCCCGCUCCCGGAAGCUCUGGAUCAACUUCAAAACCAGCGAAGCCAACAGCGCUCGCGGCUUCCAGAUCCCCUAUGUCACCUACGACGAGGACUACGAGCAGCUGGUGGAGGACAUCGUGCGGGAUGGAAGGCUCUACGCCUCCGAGAACCACCAGGAGAUCCUCAAGGACAAGAAGCUCAUCAAAGCUUUCUUCGACGUGCUGGCACACCCCCAGAACUACUUCAAGUACACAGAGAAGCACAAGGAGAUGUUGCCCCGCUCCUUCAUCAAACUCCUGCGCUCCAAAGUCUCCAGCUUCCUCCGGCCUUACAAAUAGCCCCCCGCCGCCCCGGGCCGCCCCGCAGCCAAGGAAACCCUCUUCUCCCUUCCUUCUCCUUUCUGAUUUUUCCUUCCUCCGCCUGGCUCCGGCAGGAUCGCCACUGCUCGCCCCGCAGACGUCCCCCCACGAUUUCCCUGCCGCUCCCUGCAGAGCUGCGCUCCCAGCCGGGGGCACGCUCCGGUCUCAUCCAGCGGCGGUGAAGCCGCUCCUCUCUUCCGAAGCAGCUUCUUCGAAGGUUUUAGGAAACUGAAGUAGUGGUCCUUUCGCUGUCCCGUGUCCUCCCUUUGGUUUCCUUUACGCCAGGUCCGUCCCCGUUCCCUGGUGCCAGCAGCAGCCCAGGACAGUGUGGGGGGUCCUUGUCUCUGCAGCCCCGCGGAGCCCUCGCGGAGGAGCGCAGGAGGUGACGCCGUGUCCACCGCAGCGCCGGGCCCCGGCUACCGGCGCCGCUUUGCAGAGGUCGGGGGGGGGAAAAGAACUGACAAAGCCGACUUGAUGAGAAAGGAAAUGCGAAGGAGUGAUGGCAAAGCCCACCAGCGCAGCACCGUGGUGGCUCUGGCCCGCUGGAGAGCCGUGCUGGUGCUGGGAGGGAAGCACAGCCAAGCCACGUUCCCGGAGAACAAUGUCUGGCUGCACGGGAGAAAACAGGGAGCAAAGGAGAUGGACUUUCAGCCGGGUUCGAUUUUUUUUUUCUUCCCCCCCUGCCCCCCCCACACCCCAGACACUUGUGCCAAGAAACCAGACUUUGUUACAAGCUCUGCCAAAGAGUAACUCGGAAAAGCAAGCUUUGAGAAGAGCAGGAGUUAAUGUUUGUGCACUAGGAUAUCCUCCUUUCUACCUUUUUCAUAUGUAUUAAGUGCAAUCAUUUGAGUCUUCCUUAUAUUAUUUAGAGGGAAGUUUGUUUUGUUUUUUGUUUUUUGUUUUUUUUUCUACUAGAAACGACAAUAUUUAUAACUGCCUGAGAAAUGAGAAUGUGUGUUUGCAAGAAAACAAAAACCACCCACCCAGAGCGAGCCGGGCCCUGGGCUGCGCUGACCAGCGCGAUGGCAUCUUCAGGCCUUUUCUGCCACAUUUGUCCCCGAUAAAAGCCCCUCUCUGGGGGGAGAUGGUGCCUCUUCUGCUCGGUGCAAUGGGGUGAGUUUUCGCAGGGAGUUGGAGGUGUCUUGGUUCAUCCAUGGGGGGUGGAGUUGGUCCUGUCAGACUGAUCCACCACAGUUUGGGUGUUGUUCCAGCCCCGUUGAGGGGGCAUCAAAACUCAGCCCUGGCACCUGCUUGUUGCAAACUGAUUUGCUUCCCUGCAGGGGCUCAGGGGUGAGCCAACACCUGCUGAGGACAGGUCUGGGGGGCACGCUGGGUGGAGAGAGGAGCUGCCCUCCACUCAGCCCCGAAAUCUCCCCCCCAGAUACAGCAAUCCCCCUGUGCAGAGCCACCCUCACAGACCUGGGGAGGUUUUGUGAGUCCCACCAGCCAUUUUUGGCCCCAUCCCUGUGUGUUCUCACCCUGCAGGGAUGCUGUGGGAGUCCCUCCCAAGGGAGUGGGGUGCAAAUCCCAGGGAAGACCCAUCCUGCCACCCCUUGUUUCACUGCAUCUGCCUCCCCCAGACAGGCUCAGCUGGGGACAAUGGCCAGGUGGACACCACUGGUGGCUUUGUCCCCCCAGCAUCUUCAUGUGGACAGACAGGACUCCCAGGGACAGGCAACCGCUACCACCACUCAGCCCUCCUCCUCCUCCCCAUGCCUCCCUACUUUUCCAGCCCUGCUGCCAGCUCUCAGCUGUCAUCCUCUCCCCACCUUCAUCCUCAUCUUCAUCCUCUCAAAGACCUGAAGCUGCCAGGACUAAACAUGAUCGACCUGCCGGUAGCUCUGCCAGUGGCAGGUCCCUUCCCAUCACUGUCCCCACUUGCUCUUCACUGUCCCUUUGCCCACACCUGAGCCCAGCCCUGCUUUUAACAAACCAAUUAUUUAUUGCUCUGUGUGUCCCACUGGGUCCAUCUUUCCUGCAUCUGGGGGAAGCAGCUGCUCAUCCCUGCUUUCCCUCCUUGGACCCCACACUGCUCCAGCACCCCAAGAGCCUCUCCCAGGCUCUGUGAGGGGCUGCAGGCGGGCUGAGCACUGCCACAGGGGCUGAGGUUUGUCCCCAAGAUGCGUCGGUUGGAAAAGUCUCUCCUGAUUCAUCCCAGCUGUGGAUUUUCCCCUCCUGCCGCCGGCUCCCAGCCUGUUUGGAAGCUCCACAUCUGUGGGCUGAGCUGUUUGUCACUUGGUCGCUGUCUGAAAGCAGCUGCUUUAAUGCACAAAAGCUGCUGUAGGGAUCUGGAAAGGUCUUGUGGCUCUGGGACGCUGGCGCAGGCCAGUGACCUUUGAAAGGGUCCUUGGCAUUUAGAAGGAAAAAAAAACCACCAGCAGCAAAAAUAAAAUCAGCCCAGGAAUGACCAGUGUGGUGCCCUGGAGUGCCACAGCCCCUCCUGCCCACCGAGGUUCAUUAACUUUGAUUAACUCUGGCUCAUCUGAUGUCAGGUUACUGCCCAGCUGCCUUUGUGGGGUGUCCUGGCUGUCACCCGUGUCACCACACCAGCCACCUCUGCUUCCCUGUUGUGGAAGGAUGAGGUGGGCAGCACAUCCUCCUGGAACGGCCAAAGGCACCUGCAAAUGGUGCUUCCCCCUUCUCCUUUCACCAAAUAGCUCAAAAAAAGCCCCCAGAAUUCCACAGGAGCCCAGCCCCACUCCUCACCCACCCCCCUCAGAAUGGGUUUGAAAGGCUGAAACCCACAUCAGCCACCUCGGGGAUUAAGGUUUUGAAGCAGUCAAAAAAAAAAUUAAGGGUUGUUGGGUUUUUUUUUUUUUUUUCAUGGAGUAUUUAUAUCUGCCUUUUGCAGCGGGCCAGGAUUGCCAUCUCCAGCAGAAACUAUUAAAGUGAUGAGCAAGAUGUAGUUCAUGAAGUUAUUUGCACUUGAUUAAAAGAAAAAAAAAUUGUUAUUUGAACUUUGUAAAAAGAAAUGUUUGCAUUUUGUAUUGUCUUUUUUUAAUUAUUAAAUGGAAU
Messenger RNA from Vidua chalybeata, 6072 nucleotides. It is a transcript of the gene SCUBE3, whose product is annotated as signal peptide, CUB domain and EGF like domain containing 3. Lineage: Eukaryota; Metazoa; Chordata; Aves; Passeriformes; Viduidae. The record is from RefSeq and is a predicted model, not a curated record. Bases 13 to 3036 code for a protein of 1007 amino acids. Gene Ontology annotation, molecular function: calcium ion binding. Gene Ontology annotation, biological process: signal transduction. Gene Ontology annotation, cellular component: cell surface. The transcript has 23 exons.